AUGUCCAUCCGCCCUCUUCCUAAGCACGUCGUGGACAGAAUCCAGUCUUCCUCAGCAAUCACCUCCCUAAAUCAAGUCGUCUGCGGCCUGCUCACCAACUCCCUCGACGCCCGCGCCUCCAAGGUCAACAUCGGCCUCGACUAUGUCCUGGGCAACUGUACAGUCCAAGACAACGGUCUUGGUAUAGACCCAAGUGAAUUUGAACAGGACGGCGGUCUGUGUAAACCACAUCACACGUCAAAGACUCCGCCAAGCCCAAACACCCACGGUAGUCAUGGCAACUUUAUUGCCUCCCUCGCCACCUUUUCGCUCCUGACCGUUACGUCGCAUCAUCAAAGCCACCCUUUUCAAGCAUCUCUUUCCGUUCACAAUGGCAAAAUCCUUGCUCGCCAUGUUCCAGCCCCAGCCGCCCAGCGGUUCGAGGUAUAUAGCCGCGGAACCAGCAUAGCCAUCCGCAAUCUAUUUGGAUCAAUGCCCGUGAGGGUAAAGCAACGAAGUCUUUUCUUCUCUGACCGCGUCCGGCUUGACAGAGAAUGGGAGUCUCUCAUGCGUGACAUUGCCGGACUGCUGUUGGCAUGGCCAACCGAGGUGUCUGUGUCACUGAGAGAAGCAACUACAAAACGGGAACUGCGCUUAAAAUCGGGCAACGAUGACUUCGUGUCAAGAAUUUCACGGCUAUUUACACAGUCGGGCCUGGCCGGAAACGAAGACGCCCGCUCAUGGGUACCCGUAUCAGCAUCGUGUCGACGUGUCCGUAUCAGAGGAGCCAUCUCAACAAACCCAGUCGCAACCCGUCGGUCACAGAUAAUGACCCUCGGCAUUCGACCGAUACCCAACAGCUUCGGAACCAAUCUUCUUUACGAGGAGGCCAACAAGCUUUUCAGAGGUUCCAACUUUGGUGUGCUUGAUGCUGAUGAGAAGAUUGGUGAUGUCCAGGGGAAGCCUAGAAAAGGCAUUGAAAAGUGGCCAAUGUUCUAUCUGGAGAUACAGCUGCUCGAAGACCAUGAAUAUCUGGACAUGGAGAAUAUCCUGGGGGACUCGAAACAUAGCCUGCAGGCAAUAGUCGACCUGAUGAAAGUGGUCUGCUACGGGUUUCUGAAGAAGCAUUUCCUACAGCCCAAGCAAAUCCCACGAAUUGCCAAGGAGCCAACCACUAGAAGGACCAGGCGUUCCCCGAGAUACCUUGCCGGGCAGUCAACCUCCGCAUUCAAAAGCUCUUCUCGGCCAUCGCCUGUCCCAGCUGCAGAGCCGGAAGUCCGACGAGCAUGCAGCCCAUUUGAUGGAUGGAAUCGACUCAAAAUCGGGCGGGCUGUAACUGAAUCCAAAUCUGUCCAUCAGUCCGCUGAGACUUCUGCCACCUUUAACGAGCCUACAACUCGCUGUCUUUUAGGUGACAAUGGUGCCCUGCUGCAAAGGCCAUUCAAUGAUGCUGUCGAGAUUGAACCGCUCGUUCAGACACAGCAUACCAGCGAGCUCCAGGUCAUCGACGGGGAAGCUACAGGCGGGAACAAGUCCAAGGCCAUUGCAGUGGAGAGCGAGGCCAUUCCAUCAACACCAAAGACGGCAUUGACAACGCAAGCUCAACAGCAUCCAGAGAGCCGACCAAAAGACCGGCCCCAGGAAUGGCUGCAAAACAUCAUACGCUCAUGGAAGAAUCCUGUCUUUGAGCCAACGGAGCCCCGGAUACCAUCCCUUGAUCAAGGCACUUGCGUAGAGCGGCCAGCUAAUGCAAAGUACGAUGGGCCAUCCAGCAAAUUUUACUCCCAGGAACACGAAGUACAGUUUGAAGCAGCUGCGACGUCCUUGAAGGGACGACUAUCUCGAACUGCAUUGGCCAAAGCUGAGGUCAUUGGCCAAGUUGACAGGAAGUUUCUCCUUCUUCGGCUAUCUCUGCAUGAAACGAGGGCGGCACAAUUGGCAGAACCAUUAUCGGCACUUCUCAUGCUGGAUCAACACACGGCAGAUGAGCGGUGUCGUCUCGAGGAGCUAAUGUCUCAAUACUUCGAGGGUAGUCCUCUCCGGGCUGUGACGGAAUUUCUGGAGAAGCCAAUUGUAUUUGAGGUUUCAGUCAGAGAACUUGAGCUCUUGGACCGAUUUCGAUGCCACUUUUGUGCAUGGGGCAUCAUGUAUGCCACGCACAAGACAAGCAGCAAGAACAAACCUAAGAUUGGGAUAAAGUCUCUUCCACCAAGCAUUCUGGAAAGGUGCCGUACCGAACCAAAGCUCGCUAUUGACCUGUUAAGAAAAGAAAUCUGGAAACUUGAGGACAGAGCUAUACCCUUUCCCCCGGUCUAUGAGCCGGGCAGACUAUGGGCUUCUAGUUUCCACAACUGUCCUCAAGGUGCCAUAAUGUUUAACGAUGAGCUCAGCAUGGACGAAUGCAAGCAGGUAGUGAAACGACUAUCACAAUGUGCCUUUCCAUUUCAGUGUGCGCACGGCCGUCCCAGCUUGGUGCCGCUGGUCGAUAUUGGACUAGGUGGUAGAGUAGGGGGUUGGAGAGAGUCGAGUUUGAGUGUUGGCCGGUGGGAGAAUUGGCUCGGGGAGUGA
Messenger RNA from Metarhizium album ARSEF 1941, 2547 nucleotides. RefSeq names its product DNA mismatch repair protein. The record is from RefSeq and is a predicted model, not a curated record. The transcript is spliced from 3 exons. Gene Ontology annotation, biological process: mismatch repair. Gene Ontology annotation, cellular component: mismatch repair complex. Bases 1 to 2547 code for a protein of 848 amino acids. Lineage: Eukaryota; Fungi; Ascomycota; Sordariomycetes; Hypocreales; Clavicipitaceae. Gene Ontology annotation, molecular function: ATP-dependent DNA damage sensor activity; ATP binding; ATP hydrolysis activity.